CCGACAUACAUACAUUAUACAUACAGUUACAGGAUUCUGAGCCACCGCCAAUGGCAAGACCCAAAAAAGGGAGAAACCCACCGCCACCAGCGACAGCAGCAGAGGCGGCGAGUCACGAAGGUGAGUCCGGCGACGUCGAUUCUGAGCUCAUUUUCAGUGACAACAACAAUGUCGUAUUUCCGACCUCAGAAGACAGACGAAAUCCAUUCAGGAUUGAUUUUGGAGAGAGGGUUUAUAAUUUGGAUGAAAAAUGCGAGAAAAGGGUUUUAAGGGUUUCUGAGUUCAGCUGGGAUUUGGAGCAAUAUUUGAAGAAAAGGUCAGAGAUGCAAAUUUUUAGGUUUCAUGGAGGAAUAAAAGCUAUUUCAAAUAUCACGAGGGAGCUGAUGAAGGGAAUCGUGGCUAGCUUCUGCACUUUGAUCAAAGAGACACCAGAAAAUGAGGUAAUGUAUCUCCACAAUCACUCUAAUUACCUCCUUCAUGGUGUAGAGCCAUAUUGCACUCCACCAGGGACUGUGACUAGAAACCAACAAAUUAUGGCAAACUUAGAUAUCAGUUAUUGCCCUCCCAUUCAAGUCAUUAUCGUCAAAGAUAACAAAUCCAGAAACAAAUCUGGAACUAGACAAACUUCGUUGCCGGAAAAAGUUGAGGCACUUUCCAAGGUUCUAAAGGAAAUAUACGGAGAAGAGGAGUACAGUUGUGAUAGAAAUGAAUGGUUGCAUUUCUACAAUCGAUUAGUAAUCCCAGAGGUACCUCUUCAUAUAGAAGCUGUCAAAAAUAAAGCACCUCCGGGCAUGGAUGAUGCUGCCCUAAAUGCUCUAAUCAAGGACUCUAUUGACGGAUUAGAACGACAUCAUGUCUUUUGGCAUUGGACUGAUAAAGAUGGUUUUAUUGAGUAUUUUGACAGGCUUUUGAGCGAUGAAAAAUUUCAUAACCUUGUUGUGCCUGUUUUUGAUCAAUUUCAUUUUUUUGAGACUGAUUGGGAAACUGAGUUUACCAAAGACCCUCCAAUGAAGAAAUGCUAUGACACUAAACUAAUGCAUGAUGGAGGCACGGUGGCCCCUACCCAAGGAGCCACUCCUGCUCUAAGUCCUUCCCUCGGAGGCAGUGGGGGUUUUAGUGGCGGUGCACAUGCACUGGCUCAGUCAACCAGAAGGAGAAGAGGGGGGAUAAAGUUUAUCACUAAAACAAGAAAUUGUAUUGUACACAUGACUAGUUACACGCGUGUCCUUAAUCCCGAUCCGGCAGGUCCCAGAUAUAUUGUCCAGUAUACUCAUAUCGAGGAUAACAAUAGUCAAGAUAAUUUUAAAGACAGACAUUAUCUCCAUUUUAGGUUAUUACAAAAAUUCCCCGACCUUUGGAAUCACCUUGUACCUGCACUUAGGGAUCGGGGCUUCAAUUCAUACUAAAAGGUGACUACGGAAAUGGUGUCAGGCAGAGCACGCAUCCAAGUGGUUUAAUUGGGCCAUACAGAGGCUGGGAACCGUUUAUUGGUAGUGGAAAAGUGGUGUUGCAAGCAGUAGAUCAAUGAUUGUUGUCAGGCCAUAUACCCUUUUGACUUUGGAAAGCUUAUUGUUGGUUGUAGAUCCCUUCGGACAAAGAAGCAGCCCGGUUUGCUCUAUUAUGGAACAAGAUUAUCAAUUGUUUCAGAGAAAAGGAUUUAAUUAAUAGUAGGGAAAUGAGCCUUCCACUCAUGCCAGUGCCAAUCAUGAGUUGGGCCUCAUCCAGUGGCCUCCUUUUCUAUUUGCUACCAAGUUUUAUUACGACUUCAUUUUAGUUGCAUAAACUAAAUUCUUAGAACAACUUCAGUUAUCAGUCAUCUGUCCACUGUGUAUCUUCCCACAGCAUUGGAUAUGGCGAAAGAUUAUAAUUAUGGGAGAGACCGUGAGCUGAAUAAAAGGCUAAAUGCAGACAACUAUAUUCGUUAUGUUGUUCGUGAGUGCUAUGAAACAUGUGAAAGGAUCAUGAAUGAUUUAGUUUUAGGGCAUCAUGAGAAGAUGAUGAUCUGACAAGGAUGUUAAAUUGGAGUUCUCUCUCUAGACGUUGUGGUCACUUGUGCAGCUUAUAAGUACUGAGGAUUCGAAAACAAGCAAGAGGACAAGGAUCAGAUCAUUAUCGUCUUACUUAACAUGCUAGAGGUGGUGAGCAGAGACAUAAUGUAUGAGCCAAUUUCUAGAUGAUAAAUCAUGUGGGGAAAAUCAGAUUUUCAGACGAAUGGAACAAUUUUCUUGAAAGGGUCGAUCAUCGCAGUGAAGAAGAACUUAAAGUGUAGAGUUGGAAGAAGAACGUCGGCUGUGGGCAUCAUAUAGAGGCCAGAGACUUACAAAAACUGUGUUAAUGAAAGGGUACAAGGCUGCUGAGUUUAAUACUGAGGAAACCUCACCCUAUGUCAAGCUGUAGCAGAUAUGAAGUUUACCUAUGUGUUGUCUUGCCAGAAAUACGGUAUCCAGAAAAGAUGUGGCGAUCCUCGUGCACAUGACAUUUUGAGGCUUAUGACAAGUUGACAACGUAUAGCUCCAGAAAUCUUGUUAUUUCUUGAAGCUUAGUUUAUUGCUUGUGAUUGGACUAAAGCAACAUCCUUGGGCUGGCAUUCUUCACUUUGUGUUGCGUACAUUGAUGAGGUGGAAGAAACUAGCAAAGACAAGUCCAAGAAAAUGGUUGUAAAGGUUUAUUAUUCGGCUCUUGUGAAGGCAGUACCAAAAUCCGUUGAUACUUCUGGUCCAAGUCAAAACUUAGAUCAGAUGACAGUCAAUGAGGCUGCAAAAGACUGGGGCCUAGAGUGUCUUUGUUAUGAGAUAAGGGAUAUUGCUACUCCACAUGGAGUGAAGGUGGCCAUGGAGAUGCAGGCUGAAGCAGAGCGCAAGAAGAAAGCGCAAAUUCACGAGUCUGAAGGAGAAAGGCAGGCGCACAUCAAUAUAGCUGAUGGAAAGAAGAGUUCUGUUAUUCUUGCUUCAGAAGCUGCAAAGAUGGACCAAGUUAAUAGAUCUCAAGGACUUGCUUCACCCUAAACAAAGUGUGCAUGGAGAUGUAAAUGCGAGUGACUGAAAUAAACUUGCUACAAUUGCUGGACUCUCCCGAGCUUCAUCUCCCCUCCUUCGUUUCGCCCUUUCAUAUCAUACUAAUCAUCUUCUCUGACAUUUGGUUCUUGAUUUUAUUCAAAUUUGAAUCUCGCUGUGUGUAUCUGUAUCCAUCUCUCCUUCUUACUCUCAUAUAUUCGUCUCUCUCAUAUUUUAAUAUAUAGCCAUUGAUGAUUGAUUGUUCGUUCUUGCAGAAGCUUGAUUCGAGAGUAUUUAGAGGAGUAUAGAUAUAUGAUUUGAAGCGCAGCUGGUAAAUCAAUUGUCCGAUUAGAUCUCUCUCGCCGGAGUUGAUGAGACGGGAAGGUGUUCUUUUACGCGGUUUGGAUUCAAGGCUGUCUAAGGAUCUCCCUUCUGAUCUUCAAAAACUUCGAUGCAAGGUUGCCUUUCAAGCCCUGAAAUUUGCUCCACCAAUCUUGGAUCUCGGUAAUAAACUCACGGCGAGGAUACAGAGCAAAGGGCCAUAUCUUGCACUUCAUUUGCGUAUGGAUAGGACGUGGAAGUGUGCAUAUAGACUACAGUUUCGUUAUUUUGCAGUAUCUGACUUAUAAUCUGGAAAUUGAGUUGCAGCAGCGAGGGGCAAGCAUCCGGGAAAAGUGCAUUUGCGAGAAGAGCUUUUUCGAGAAGCUGUUACUUUUCCCCAAAUGCAUCCUAAUUCAGUUUCAAUUUAUAAUUCAAAUUCUCAAUUCUCAACAAGGGGAUUUACACUUGGUUGAAAUAUGUACUUGGUAUGGCGUUUAGAAGAGACAACGAGCCUUUCAAGUUAAGGAUAUUUAGAAGAUGCGAUAGUUCCCGAGUACCGAUGAAGUGUAUAAAAAGUUCUUGGACUUUUCAGCUUUUGCUGAGGCUGGCAUUGUUGUAAGUAAGCUGUCUGUGGAUGAUUCCAGUUGGCAAAAAGGUGCAAAAUUUUUCCCAGAUAGAUUUAUAUCUCGCCAGGAUCUCAUAAGUUGGAAAGCCAAGCUAGAUUAUGAAGUCAUGCCAGGAUUAAAUAUAUUAUUGUUUGAGCCAUUUAGAUCAGUAAAAGAGGCGGUGGCAUUGUUCGGGGAGAGAGUUCUGGCAGGGGAUGUUUAUCAUGCAAACAGGCUUCAACAGGUACGAAGUUUUCUGCGUUACGAAGACACGGGCACUUUAAUGGUUACAAAAAGCUUUGGAAGCUGAUUGUAUCAGUUUCUGGAUGAGAAGUACUUGACAAUAUUGAAUAGUCGAAGCAAUCAAACAACAAAGUGGAAGUAAGAUACAGUGAUUUGGCCGUUCAACACCUGAAAGUGCAAGUUAUUGAGAAGCCUCAAGCUAUUAUACCAGUAGAAAAUUACAAAGGCAGAACUAAAGAGGGCGUCAAUCAGCAGUCAUUUAAAGGUUAUACUGACACUCAGAUAUCUAAAUACUGUGAACAGAAUGACAUUCAUUCACCUCAUGUUACCUUUUUGUCGGACCUCAUAAAAACGAUAUUGGGACUGUUUGAUUUAUAAUUUAUUUAAAUAUCUAUCUACAUUAUAAAUCCUGUUGCGUGUUUUGCUAUUAAAUGACUGAAGUGUCCCUCUAUAUUUUCCGUAUUUACAUCCAUAUACCACUUUUCAGCUCCUACUAUAUAUACCCAAUUCAUUCAUCUCAUUAGUUUGUAUACUAUCUUUUGGAUUUUUUUGGAUAAGAUACAUAUUCUUCUUUGUUUUAGUAUUAUGAUAAUUUAUCACGUGUUCAAAUAUAAAGAUUAAGAAAGAAGGGGAACUACUCAGAAGUGUUUAUAUGUUUACCAAGUCUGAUCAUAUUUGUGCAAUUUUAUUUCUCUAAUUUGUUUUCUCUUAUCAUUUCAGGAAUUAUGAUCUUAUUAUUACAUAAAAUAGUAAAUGUUGAUCCUAUGUUAUCCGUAGAUUGAUGAGACUGAGUUUAUAGACAAGCACUAAUAAGUAAACAUUGAAUAUAUGCCGGAUUGGGAAGAGAACCAUUUUCAGCGGAAAUUAAGUAAGGAGAGGCAGCUGGGCAGAGAAUAUAGGAGUUGGUUUAUGCAAUUUUCUGUGAUAAUUUUGAUAGAUAUGGGUAUGAAUUUUGAUAAUUAUGAAUUCACUAACAAGAACGGCUCCUCUAACUAUUUUUGCAUUGUCUCAGGCGAAAGCACUAAAUCCUGAUUUUGUCCGGGAUAAAGACGAGCGUCCCAAAGUUGCCUACAAUUAGUUCAGCAAUGAAAUUCCAGUUACUUCUUUAGCUGGUAUCUAUGAUGAUUCUGUUGACAGAGGUCUGAGGUAUGCCGUAAAAUAGUGGAGGCCUUUGAAGACUGGGCAUUUUCCAGGCGGUUGAUUUGAAAUUAGUGAAUUACUUUUUAUUUGCAGAGCUGCUUUGUAAAGUAAUAUAAUCUUCUGGGUUUAGAAGAGAGACCUCUAAUAUGAGCUUAUAUAUCAUAUUAAAGAGUACAUCUUAGGCGGUAUCACUGUUAUACUUUCUGAAGUCAAUAAGAAUGUUAAAAAUUAUUAUAUUUUAA
This is a messenger RNA of Daucus carota subsp. sativus, 5544 nucleotides long. RefSeq lists its product as uncharacterized. The transcript is spliced from 19 exons. Bases 2652 to 3005 code for a protein of 117 amino acids. Gene Ontology annotation, biological process: mitochondrion organization. Lineage: Eukaryota; Viridiplantae; Streptophyta; Magnoliopsida; Apiales; Apiaceae. The record is from RefSeq and is a predicted model, not a curated record. Gene Ontology annotation, cellular component: mitochondrion; membrane.